Messenger RNA from Paramecium octaurelia, 288 nucleotides. Lineage: Eukaryota; Ciliophora; Oligohymenophorea; Peniculida; Parameciidae. The record is from the annotation of a GenBank genome assembly.
AUGAACAUUUUAGGGAUUUAGAAUAAUAGAUUCCAUCGACAGGCCAUUGAGAAUCGUACGAAAAAUGAAUGCCAUGAGUACUACCUUUUGAACAAUGAAAAAAAGAAACAGAAGAAUGAAUAUUAUGAAAAAUGGCUGAAGUAAAGAGAGAUGCAGUCCAAUGCAUCUACAGAAACAUAUUUGGAUAUCAUUACACCCAAUCUUCCUUAAGCUAAGAUUCCUAAUACCUUUUAAGUUAAGUUGAUGAAUGACAUUUUUAAAGAAAAUAAACAAAAAAUGCAUUAUUGA